Messenger RNA from Frankliniella occidentalis (western flower thrips), 1630 nucleotides. It is a transcript of the gene Ppt2, whose product is annotated as lysosomal thioesterase PPT2 homolog. Gene Ontology annotation, cellular component: lysosome. Lineage: Eukaryota; Metazoa; Arthropoda; Insecta; Thysanoptera; Thripidae. The transcript has 6 exons. Bases 233 to 1102 code for a protein of 289 amino acids. The record is from RefSeq and is a predicted model, not a curated record. Gene Ontology annotation, molecular function: thiolester hydrolase activity.
UCUGGUGUCUUAACCUUUUCGACCUUAAAUGUCACUACUGCGGGAAAGAUAGUAAUGUCUUUUCCAACGCUGAUUUAUCCCAUAAAGUUUAAGUGGCGAUCUAUGGUGAAGGUGGAAAGUUACCGCUGAUGAAUUUGAGAGAAAAUUUGUCAAGACCGAAAUAUUUCUACUCAUCCUUCCGUUUCUGAGGCCUCUACUUGUAUGUCACUAGUCGGGACGUGAUUUAGCCAGCAUGACCCGAUUAAAAACAUUCGUCGGAAAUACCAUCUUCCUGUUGACUUUUCUUUCUUGGGCACAUUGUUACAAGCCAGUUGUUUUGAUUCAUGGCGUCAUGACUGGAAAACUCUCUAUGCUUCCAAUCGCUGAAAGGAUUGCCCAGCUGCAUCCUGGAACUUCUAUUUACAUUACGGACCGCUUCUCAGGCUGGUCAAGUCUGGAACCAAUGUGGCAUCAGGUCGAAGAGAUGGGGGCGGAUCUCCUGGCUAUAUCAGCUGAUCACCCUGAAGGAAUACAUUUAAUUGGCUAUUCUCAAGGUGGUCUACUUUCUCGAGCAAUCCUCGAGAGAUACCCUGAGCACAAUGUGCAUACUUUCAUCUCUCUUAGUUCCCCUCAGUUUGGCCAGUAUGGAACAAAGUUUCUUCAUCUGUUCUUCCCUGACCUAACAUGCCAUACAGCAUAUGAAUUAUUUUAUUCAUAUGUGGGACAACAUACAUCUGUUGGCAACUACUGGAAUGAUCCACACCAUCAAGAACUAUUUUUUAAGUAUAGUCAAUUUCUACCAUAUGUCAACAAUCAAUUUCUGUCUAAUUCUAGUGAAAGUUACAAAAGUGGUUUCACUAAAUUGAAGAAACUUAUACUGGUUGGUGGGCCAGAUGAUGGUGUUAUCACUCCUUGGCAGUCUAGUCAAUUUGGAUAUUAUGAUGAAAAAGAAGAAGUCUAUGAUAUGAGACAGAACCCUUUAUACAAGAAUGAUAGUUUUGGUCUUCGUACUUUAGAUGAGGCUGGUAAAGUCACUCUGCUUUCAUUUAGUGGCAUGGACCAUUUUGACUGGCACAUAAAUAUAUCUUUUAUUGAUCAGCAUAUAGUUCCAUUACUAGACUAGACAAAAAGAGACAAUUAAGGGAUACAGUGAAUUUAUGUAUUUUGUAUCAUCUGUGAGUUGAGUCCAUAGAAUUUUUGAGAUCAUUGUGUUGCUGAUAAAUAUUUAAUUUUUUUGACCUGCGAUUUUUAUAUGACUUUUGUUGCUAUUUUUGAGCAACUCAUUUUGACACUGUCCUUGUGCAUUUCUGUAAGACAGUGUGCGGGGUGUUGUUCUCUCCUGCAGAGAUCUAGUCAGUUUGUAUGAUUCAACAGCAGGUUUGUGGCAGUCAUGAGUCGUCAACUGAAGACCCUAGUCAAUUAUUUCCUUGUCUCUCUUUUAGAGCAUUCCUAUUGUUGAUUGUAAAUGACUUUUUUUUUCAGCGAAUUAUGUGCUGAAAAUGAUACCUAGUGUGUAAGGUAUUUUUUGUAAGUUGUUUCUUUUUAUUUGAAAAUAUCUUCCCAGUGCUGUAAACUGUGAUUUUAAGAUUAAUGUGAGCCCGUUACAGACGAGGGAAGACUGAUAACUGAAUAAAACUUUUAUUUUCUCUAA